AUGGCGACAUCGGCAGCGAGGCCCGAGGUGGGCGAUAUCCUGCUCGUCAUCCAUGACUUCACUGCCCGAAGCUCCGAUGAGCUGACCCUGGCAAAGGGUGACCGCGUCGAAUUGGUAGAGAGGGACGACGAGUUUGGCGAUGGGUGGUUCCUGGGCAAACACCUGGUUAAUGGCAACAGUGGUCUGUUCCCGGAAGUCUACACCCGUCCGGCUCCUAGUAAUAGCAACAACGCCAUCAAGCCCGCUCCAAGCACUGCUGCGACGCCCGCCUCACAGCCGCAGCUACAGCCGCAAUCACAACCUCAGGCCCCGCCCGCUCAGUCUGCCGAGGUUCCCACCCCGGUUCAGGUCCAAUCGCCGCCACAGCCAGCUGCCCCGACGACCGAGCCUGCGCAAGCUGCAUUAUCACCGCCGCCCGACUUGAAGGCCGACAGCACCCCAGUGACGCUGCCGCUGUCUUCCUACAGUGCCCCCAACACUGGCACCAUUCCGUCCAAGAGCCCUCCAGUCUCGGCCGGCAUAGGCUCAUUUUCCCGCCUCAACCAGGGUCAGGACAAUCACGUCCUCCACGAGACCCUCAACGUCAUUGACGAGCAUAUUGACGACCUUCGAUCUACCCCGAGACAUGGCAGUGUCUCGCGGCACGCCAACGACUCUGGAAGCGAAUACAGCUCGAACAUAGACCACCGGUUGUCCUACAUAGCAGGCGAAGAGACAGACGAGGAGGAGGAAGGUGCACACUCUCGUUCCGAGGUCGAGUCUUGGACGCCCGACGAGGUUGCAGAGUACCUCUUCACCUCGGGGGUCGAGAAGCACCAUUGUGAGGUAUUCCGAGAUCAGGAGAUCACUGGAGAGGUGCUUUUGGGUAUGGAUCAAACGUCGCUCUUCAUCAAGGCUUUCGACCUCGGCUCCGUGGGUCGGAGGCUGAAGACCUGGCAGAAGGUCAAGGCAUUACAAGACGAGGUCAAUGGAAUCUUCACACGACCAACUACACAGACGUACGGCAGCGAAGCAGGGUCAGAUGUUGGCAGACGGACUAGGAGCAGGAACAACACCAUCACCUCUAUAAGCAGGCUUCCCCCGAUCGGCGAUCGGCCCAUGUCGCAACAAAAGCGAAGGUCGGUCGCAACGACACCUAAGCUCGAGCCUGCGGGCAUGCCAGGAUCUCCCGUGUCACCAAGAACACUUCUUGACAGCCCUUCCCGGCCAAACCAUGAGAAGCGUCCUUCAGCCGCAUCAAUCCGCGAUCUGCAUCACUCUAGGAGACAUUCGUCGACGGAUUUCCGGCUUCCAGUGAUGAGCCUCAACAGUGGUGGCCCAGCCCCAAAGUUGAUGCCCAGCGGAACAUUCCCUCUGCAGGAGUCAGCCCAUAAGAAGCAGCCGUCCUUUGACCGGAACUGGACACUAGGAGGCGCUGCAGUCACCAGGCCCGUCUCCGGCUCUAACUUCCUCGCUCCCGAGAAUGAAUUGCAGGAUUCUGCCGUGGACCUCGACCGCGGCUACUUCUCUAGUGCAGAGGGCAGCAGUAGGAAUCGAAACGUGCUUAAGAAGCGCGACAGCACGGCGUCACACUCACGCAACACAAGCUACACGGAAGAGCAGAGGGUCAGGAGCGCAACCGCCAUGGCCCGCCACUCCAGGUUUGGUAGCAUUGGUUCUAUACGGGGCGAGCCGCUGUCGCCUGCAGCUCAGAAGUACUACGGCGCGCCGGCUGCGAAUGGGAGUCAUAGGAGGACCCUUUCGACAAACACGACCGAGUCCCUACGUCCUGCAGUGCCAAGCAAAGACAGCCCCCCAACGGUUACAAAGCUUGAUACCGCGUCCGUUGACAACCUGCGCCCCUCACCAUCUCUGCCAGUGUCACCAGCUCACCGCCAAGCCCUGGCCAACGACCUGAUGCAAAAACCAACGAAGACCAGCGGGGUCAGAGCCAUAUCUGAUGCGGUUACCGGACAAGAGCGUGCCAAGAUUGCCCCAGCUCUCGACUCGCCGCUGCGGGACUCGCCGAUGCAGUCUCCCUCUAGGACAGGGUCUAGUACGCCCUCAGUGGGACCGAGUCUCGAGCUAGAGUCUCCUGAUGUCUCGAAGAGUCCAGGCACUCUGGCCUCAACGGGCAGCCGCGGUAACAAGAAGAAAGGUAAGAAAGAGACGAGUGCAUACACGCGUGGUUUGCUCAAGGUUAGUCCGCGUGAAGCGAUGGUGGACGCAGACUACAGCGGCUGGAUGAAGAAGAAGAGCAACGGCCUCAUGACAACGUGGAAGCCGAGGCUGUUUGUUCUCAAGGGCAGGCGUCUCGCAUACUAUUACUCGGAGGACGACGAGCAAGAAAAAGGCCUCAUCGAUAUAUCCUUCCACAGAGUUCUGCCAGCUGACAACGAGAGACUGACCGGGCUCCAUGCAACACUCACUGGCGCAUCGAACUCACCUGCCGUGCCCGUUAACAGCAACGUACGCACAAUUGCUGCCACGGAGGCUGACGCGGAUCCAACGGCAGCGUCCGAUUCGAUAUUCAUCUUCAAACUGGUUCCUCCCAGGGCCGGUCUUUCUCGGGCUGUCAACUUCACCAAACCGACCGUCCAUUACUUCGCUGUGCCAAAUAUCAAGCAGGGCCGGCUCUGGAUGGGGGCUCUUAUGAAAGCAACUAUCGACAGGGACGAUAACCAACCGAUUGUCACCAGUUAUCAGCAAAAGACAAUCUCGCUCGCAAAGGCCCGCCAAAUGCGCCACAGGCCGCCUGCGCUGAUGAACCUGGAUGAGAAGAUGGAAGCCGGUGAAGAUGAGUCGCCAGACCCCAGCAAGAGCAUAGAUGGCGGUGGUCUGGGCAUCUACAAUGGAAAUGGAAACGGAGAGGACAGUGCAGUGGCCGGGCUAGAGAAGCUCGGUCUCUCCAAGGUGGAGAGUGUCGGGAGCAGGAGAGCGUUCCCAUUUAUCGGAAAUGGAGAGGUCUCGCCGGCGAACUUGCCCCAGAGCGCAUAA
This is a messenger RNA of Diaporthe citri, 2976 nucleotides long. RefSeq lists its product as uncharacterized. Lineage: Eukaryota; Fungi; Ascomycota; Sordariomycetes; Diaporthales; Diaporthaceae. The transcript has 3 exons. Gene Ontology annotation, cellular component: plasma membrane. The coding region runs from base 1 to 2976 and encodes 991 amino acids. The record is from RefSeq and is a predicted model, not a curated record. Gene Ontology annotation, molecular function: protein binding. Gene Ontology annotation, biological process: actin cytoskeleton organization.